This is a messenger RNA of Haemonchus placei, 495 nucleotides long. Lineage: Eukaryota; Metazoa; Nematoda; Chromadorea; Rhabditida; Trichostrongylidae. The record is from the annotation of a GenBank genome assembly.
AUGUGCUCGACUUGGCCUAGUAUCGUACUAGUUUUUUAAUAACCGUUGUUUUACAGAAAACCGAUUCAGCCAUGAUCCUCGAUGAGGUCAACAAAUCGCGACAAAUGAUGCUGAAAAAUAACUCUUCCAUGUCGAGUCGUGCUAACCGAGAACCGUUGGCGCAGCAGUGUACGGAUCAACGUAGUCUCAGUCUGUUCACUGCAGUGGAGACACAACAUUAUCCAACAACAUUUGUCCCAAAUAACUCGAAUUUCGGCAAUCCUCUUAUCGCCGUGUUUCCAAGGAUCGUUGCAGAGGAAACGGACCGCGCGAAUGCGUCUGGCACUACACCGACCAAGUGAUGUAGCAACUUUACCUUUGUUAUGCAUUUAUGUACUGUUGGCACGUUUCUCAUGCUGUGACUAUAAUUUAUUUCUUGUAAAAACCUUCUCUGAGAAAUUUUCCCUGAAUUUAUUUCCGUUUUCUCUUAUAAUAGUUCACUUUUUUUUGGAAUAA